Molecule: messenger RNA, 879 nt
Organism: Ostertagia ostertagi
Lineage: Eukaryota; Metazoa; Nematoda; Chromadorea; Rhabditida; Trichostrongylidae
Source: the annotation of a GenBank genome assembly
AUGGCGAAGGCGGUCGCAUCUGGCAUGACUAAACUGAGAAUCGAGGAAGCGGCUGCUAAGAAGCAAGCCCGAAUCGACUCUGGCAAGGACGUCAUCGUCGGUGUGAACAAGUACCGCCUUGACCAAGAGACGAAAGUCGAUGUGCUUCACGUUGAUAACCAGAAAGUACGUGAACAACAAAUUGCCAAGCUGGAACACAUUCGCAAGACUAGGGACCCGCAGAGAGCUAAGGCAGCCCUCGAAGCGAUCACUGAGGGAGCUGCUGGCAAUGGAAACCUCAUGGCUUUGGCUAUUGAAGCGUCUCGCGCACGAUGCACUGUUGGUGAAAUUAGCGACGCCAUGGAGAAAGUCUUCACCCGUAGCACCCUUCAGCAUUGCUGCUGUCAAACAAUGCGUGUCAGGUUCGCCUUAAAAUCAGAAGUCGGGAAGACAGAAACGGACGAGCUCGCUCAGGUUAUGGAACGUGUGAAAGCUUUUGCUGCGAAGGAAGGUCGUCAACCGCGCCUCAUGGUAGCCAAGAUGGGUCAAGAUGCCAUAGAUCAAUGUUUUCCGGAUUUGAUGGACGUUGGACCGUUGUUCCAAACCCCAGCCGAAGCUGCUCAGCAAGCUGUCGACGCAGACGUUCAUGUGAUCGGAGCAAGCAGUCUGGCUGCCGGACAUCUGACCCUUGUGCCUCAAUUGGUUCAGGAACUCGCCAAGCUGGGAAGAGAGGACAUCCUUGUAGUUGUCGGUGGUGUGAUUCCUCCACAGGAUUACGAUGCCCUCUAUAAGGCCGGUGCUGCUCUGAUCUUCGGACCUGGAACAAGACUACCAGCUUGCGCCAAUCAGGUGCUUGACAAGCUCGAAGCCGGUCCGGAAAAGCAGGCCGCCAAGUCAUAA